AUGCCAAAUGCAAAUGCUCCAGGCAAAAAGCUUUCAUCAAACAUAAUCGGAAUAGACCUGGGAACAACAAAUUCCUGUGUAUCUGUAGUCAAGAAUGGAGAGCCUGUGAUAAUAGAAAACCAGGAGGGCGAGCGUACAACAUCCUCGGUAGUGUCUAUACUCAAAGACGAAAUUCUUGUUGGAAGCCAAUCGAAGAACAAGAUACUAACACACCCCAAGAACACAAUAUUUGCAUCCAAGAGAUUGAUAGGAAGGAAGCUUGAUGAUCCGGAGGUUAGGAAGUAUGUAAAAGGACUUCCAUUUGAUACAACAUCUCAUUGCAAUGGAGAUGUUUGGAUAAAGAUUGAUGGGAAGAAAUACUCGCCUGCACAGAUAGGAGCAUUUAUACUUUCCAAGCUCAAGAGCAGUGCAGAGUCAUUUUUGAAUCAUCCUGUAGUGAAGUCUGUCAUAACCGUUCCCGCUUAUUUUAACGACAGCCAGCGUCAGGCAACAAAGGAUGCAGGAAGAAUAGCAGGGCUGGAAGUUGUAAGGGUCAUUAAUGAGCCGACGGCUGCAGCACUUGCAUACGGGCUGGAUAAGGCUGCGAGAGGGAAUAUUGCUGUCUAUGACCUUGGAGGAGGGACUUUUGAUAUAUCGAUACUCGAAUUAAGUGAUGGAGUAUUCCAUGUGAAAGCCACCAAUGGAGAUACAUUUCUUGGAGGAGAAGAUUUUGACAAUGAAGUUGUGAAGUUUAUUGUAGAGGACUUCAAGGGAAAAGAAGGCGUUGAUUUGAGUGAUGAUACUAAUGCCUUGGCAAGAAUCAAGGAGUGUGCGGAGAAGAUAAAGAAAGACUUGUCUUCAUCUCUUGUCUCAAGGAUAGAUAUACCUUACAUAUGCAAUGUUAGGGGAGAGGCAAGGCAUUUAUCUAAAGAGAUUACCAGAAAUGAGUUUGAAGGGAUUGUUAAGAAGAUUGUGGACCGAACGAUCGAGCCAUGUAAGAAAGCACUUGCAGAUGCAGGUUUAGAUUGUACUGACAUCAAGCAUGUGAUAUUAGUGGGAGGGAUGACAAGAAUGCCUUAUGUCCGAAGAGUGGUCAAGGAGAUUUUUGGAAUUGAGCCUUCUGUUGAGAUCAACCCCGACGAGGCCGUUGCAAAGGGGGCAGCCAUCCAAGGCGGAGUUCUUGCAGGAGAAGUUGAUAAUGUACUUCUCUUGGAUGUUGCUCCUUUGAGUCUUGGAAUUGAGCUUCUUGGAGGGGUGUUUAACAAGAUAAUAAGAAGAAAUACAACCAUCCCAUUCAAAGAGACACAGAUAUUUUCAACCUCCGAGGACAAUCAGACAGAGGUGGAUAUCAAAGUAUAUCAGGGAGAAAGGGCCAUGGCUGCAGACAACAAGUAUCUCGGACAGAUAAAGCUUAAGAGCAUUCCUCCUCUUCCCAGGGGGGUACCCAGGAUUGAAGUGACAUUUGAGUCUGAUGCCAAUGGGAUGUACAAGGUGACUGCACAAGACAGCGCCACGAAGAUGCCCCAGUCUCUUGAAAUAAUACCAUCCAGUGGCCUGACGGAGAAGGAGAUAGACAGGAUGGUAAGAGAGGGAGAGGAGCUUAAACAUCUGGACGAGAUAAAAAGAAGAAAGGCUGAGGUUGUCGUUUCUACGGGAGAGCUUUUUGGAAAAGGAGCUGAUGAUUUGGGAAAAGUUCCUAAGGAUGAUUUAAGCAAGCUCAACAAAGUGAUAAAAGGUGAAGAUUUUGAUUUAGAAGAAAUGGAGCAAGCAUUAUUGAAUGCAAAGAAAGCGGUGUCUAGAUGA
Encephalitozoon romaleae SJ-2008 is the source of this 1782-nucleotide messenger RNA. Its product is annotated as molecular chaperone DnaK. The record is from RefSeq and is a predicted model, not a curated record. Gene Ontology annotation, molecular function: ATP binding; ATP hydrolysis activity; misfolded protein binding. Gene Ontology annotation, biological process: protein refolding; cellular response to unfolded protein. NCBI's taxonomy places the organism in Eukaryota, Fungi, Microsporidia, Unikaryonidae. The transcript has a single exon. Bases 1 to 1782 code for a protein of 593 amino acids. Gene Ontology annotation, cellular component: cytoplasm; mitochondrion.